AUUUGACCUCAUUGACGUCACGAAGCGAGGAAUCUAGAACUAGUUCACCUGUCAGCCUGCCGCUAAAUAUCCUAAUGACAUUAGUUAGACGAGCUACAACUUUUCUUUGUUUGUUUUUUAAGUCCCAUACCUUUUAUCGACUGUUCAACGCGGAACGGCACUGGUAACCCACGCCGUAAAAAAAUGAUUAUGGAACCUUUAGGGAAACGUUAUCUAUUUUCAUGGCUGUUUGUGGCUUUAAGUCUUCAGGUGUCGAGUUUACAUUUUGCAGUAGCGACUUACUACACAGCCUACCUGAACGUGUCGUUUAUUGAUCCUGCAAACAACGAAACCAUAUCGCGACAAGGGGAAAGCGGACUAACGGUAUAUGGACAAGAUUCUCCUAAAGUUACGGUGAUGGGGGACGUUUAUUUACCUGAUCCGAUUUACAGUUGCGAAAGUGAUACUUUCUAUGAUGUGCCUAGUGGGUCGAAAGGGUGGAUCGCCAUAAUUCAACGCGGCAACAGAUGUACUUUUUCACAGAAGAUCAAUGUUGCAGCCAGUAAAGGAGCUGUUGCUGUUGUAAUUUUCAAUGGUCUUGGUACAGACAAUACAGUCAUCCAAAUGUCGCACCCAGGAACAGGAGAUAUGGUUGCCAUCAUGAUUAGUCACAGACGGGGCAUGGAAAUUGUUGAGCUGAUCAGGCAAGGGAUUCCAGUCUCGAUGACCAUUGAGGUGGGCAAGCAGCAUGGUCCCUGGAUGAGCCACUACUCGGUCUUCUUCGUCUCCAUCUCCUUCUUCAUGAUAACAGCAGUAACUGUGGGCUACUUCAUCUUCUACUCGGCCCGCCGCCUCAACGCUGUUCGUCUACAAAACCUUCAACAGAAACAGCUGAAGGCAGAGGCCAAGAAAGCCAUUGGUCAGCUGCAAGUCCGGACCGUGAAACGGGGAGAUAAGGAGACUGGGCCUGAUGCUGACACCUGUGCAGUGUGUAUUGACGCUUACAAGUCUGGCGACGUGCUGACCAUUCUCACCUGCAAUCAUUUCUUCCACAAGACCUGCAUUGAGCCCUGGCUAAUGGAGCACAGGACCUGCCCCAUGUGUAAAUGUGACAUCCUCAAGGCCUUGGGAGUAGAGCAGCCGGAAGAGGACCAGCCCAGUCAUCAGUUGACCAUGCAGCCAGACAUGACGUCCUACCCCAGGGUUCUAGUCCCAGAGGACACCCGCAGUGAGACAGCCUCCGCAGGCUAUGCUUCUGUACAAUGCACAGAGGAGCACAGCAAUCCAGCAGAUGAGAACCACGUGUAUGAGACGUUGGGGCACCAUCCUGGCCCAGGGUCAAUCCAGGUGGACAUCCUCCAGCCCCAUUAUGACAACCUCGCCUUUGAGGGCAACUCACGAAACCAACGGGAACCCCUAACAUGAAUGGGAUGCUCACUCCAAGCACUAGAUCUUGGCUAAUGGGACUGGCACCACAAUCAAUUACAUUCGAAGAUGUUUCCUGUGGUUAUGAAGCAAGGGAAAGCAGGAAUGUGGGUCUGAUAUUAUUCAUAGGGAAAGAGGGCUUGACCUAUAUAUGCAUAUCAAUUUACAUGAAAUUGAUGAGGCAAUCCUUCGAUGCACUUGUCUGAGUUUCGAAAUGGUACUGCCCAGUUUCAUUCUGAUUUAAUUGUACUUUUUAAUAAUAUGAUUUGUUAUUUGAUUACGUUUCUUGAGGCUUAAUUACUUCAGUUAAUGUAUCACUUCAUCAGUUACUGAUUUUAAAUUUUUUCAAUAUGCUAAUUUAACACUACUACUGUCCUUUAAUGGAGUUAAUAGGAAACAGUUCUAAUGACAAAGUUCUAGAGGCAGUAUGCAAAUUCAGUUUAAAAGACCCUUUAGAUUUUGAAACAUAAAAUAAUGCAGUAGUUAAUGUAUCAGUAAAAGUAGGGUUGCUACAUUCCAGUAACUCCCAAAAUCCCCAGGUUUUCCAGAAAUCCUGUUUUGAGGGAGCAGGAUUUCCUCCUGAUUCCAUAUAUUUAGUCCAACCAGGUUUUGUGGAAAACCGCAGCUAUAUGGGGAAAGUUACUGGAUUUUUACAACCCUAAGUAUUUAAUUUUCUGAAGGUUUGCUGCUUUACACAUUUUCUAAUACUAUUUGUUGCAUGGAAAAUGUAUUUUACACUGCUAUUCAAAGUUCCAAUGUACUUUUACUGAUAUGUCUUCUAAGCAUUGAUUUUAUUUAAAGUAACUGUCCAGUGUUUCCAGAUUGUCUAUAAAAUAUGACCUAUAAUGAAAUACCAUAUACGUUAAAACAUUUUGGAAAGAAAACUAUUUAAGUAUGUUAAAAAGCUUUUUAACAUACUCAAUACACCAACAACAGAAUAGUGUGGGUGUAUUGAGUGAAGACGAAUUAGAAGUUUUCUUGUUGUAAUUAACUCGUAGCAUUCUUAGAUUACUCAUUAUAUUAAUAGUCAGAUUUAAUCAACCAUUCUGUCAUUUUUUUUAAAGAUGAAGGGUCAAAAUCAUUACAUAUCCCAUCGAGCUGCCCGUUGUCAAAGUUCCAAGACCAGUCAGAAACGUCCAGCUAAUCCUACGCCAAAGAGGCCGGUGAAUCUCAAAACUGAACUUGGAUCUGCGUUAAGUAGCAAUGAUAUCCUUCGCAACUGUCGUUUUACGACAGAUAUCUCGAACCAGUCAAGACUAUAAAUCAUUUUUACGUUUCUUUACAGCAAAUUCCUGAGUUACCUAAUUGUAAAACUAGCAAAGAAGUUUUGAAGUGGAGGGUGCGGUAUUAAUGAAGUUUGGCAAUGAGGAUGAAAACUAGCAUAGUUUAGCCAGGGAAAACAAGCUCGGCCUAGUGUGCACAUGUGCACUAGGCUAAUUCGGGGGGGAAAAUUAUAGUUUUUAUGUCCUGAUAUUAGGAGCUGGCGGUAAAGUUUGAUUAAACAAUUCAGAGACCUUAAUGAAUACAUCAAAUUACAUAUAUUUUAAGGAGAGCGAAUCGAUAAUCCCGAAAUUAACUGUCGAUAGUAAAACAAUGUUUGAGUGAACCCUGAAUACAGUAAAUGAAUGGUGAAGUCGCUUCCGGACACGUUAGACGACGACUCACCACUAUACUGGUCAUAAAAAAAUAUUAAUCCGAGUAGACCAUUGAUUGGACAGCUCAUCCUCUAUAAGGAAAUGGCAAGCAUUUUGUAAAUGGUCUGUUUGAGAUACAAGUUUGAGGCAGGUUUUUUUUCUCCAAUUUAUACUUAAUUUUUUAUUUAACUAGGCAAGUCAGUUGAAUAAAUUCUUAUUUACAAUGACGGCCUACCCCAGACAAACCUGGACGACACUGGACCAAUUGUGCGACUCCCAAUCACGGCCGGAUGUGAUUCAGGCUGGAUUCGAACCAGGGACUGUAGGGACGCAUCUUGCACUGAAGAUGCAGUGCCUUAGACUGCUGUGCCACUUGUGAGCCCAUACGAGUAUAGGAUGAGUCAGCAACAUUAUUUGGGUAUGAGAAUAUAAACUUUUAAAAGUGUGAAUUUCACUGGACAGUUAAUUUAAAUCAUAAGCAUAGGAUGUUACUCUCGAUCAAUACUCAGUUUUCCUUACCUUGCAGAGGAGAGCAUAAGAUUGAGGAACAUUCCAGGUUCUUAAUGAAGAUUUUCGUGUCUCAUUGGCUGCGUUUAGACAGGCAGCCCAAUUCUGAUGUUUUUUUCACUAAUUGGUCUUUUAACCAAUCAGACCAGCUCUGAAAAAGACCUGAUGUGAAAAGAUGUGAUUGGUCAAAAGACCAAUUCAUGGGAAAAAAUCAAUGGGCUGCCUGUCUAAAUGCACCCAUUGUUAUCAUUGAUUGUGCAUGUACUUUUGGUUUACCAUUUGUUUAUUUAUUAAGGAAAAUCCCAAAAUGAGGGACUGCCCCACCUACUGUAUGCUUGUGACAUUACUAUUUCUUACACACUCUGCUCCAACCCCCUGCCCAGUGCUUCCUGAUCUGUAGCUUUUUUCUUUGUCUGUUAUGAGGUUGAUGCAUGUUAGGAAUGGUAUUUCUAAACUUGGAAAUAGUCCUUUACGGUAUGGCAGUAAGAGCAUCUUUUUGAACCCCCUGGCUUCAUGAAAAUAUUUUAAAAUGUGUGUGAGUAACUACCUGUGCUUUAUGGGUGUGUGCCUUUAAAAUGAUUCACCGGUGCAAGAUAUAAUUCCAUGCCAUCCUACUUUGAUAGGGAAAUGCUAUGAUUUCACUGUAUUUUGAAGUAGAUUGUGCAUGCACUUUACAUGAAUUAAUUCAUUACACUUUCAGUAUAUGUAUCAGUUUUUUUCCCACUCGUCUUAACCUUGUUCAGCCUUUCCAGAGUAAAUGUAUAUUAUAGUAUUUUUCUUAAAUAAGGGACAAAAAGGGUAUUCUAUAUUUUAUUUUACUUAGUUGCAGUGCCUUCAUACCCAUUGACUCAUUCCACAUUUUGUUACAGCCUGAAUUCUAUUAGAUUUUACACUAGAUUUUUUUUUCAUCCAUCUACACACAAUACCCCAUGAUGACAAAGUGAAAUCAUGUUUUUAGAAAUGUUUGCACAUUUAUUGAAAAUGAAACACAGAAAUAUCUAAUUAAGUAUUCACACCCCUGAGUCAGUACAUGUUAGAAUCACCUUUUGGCAGUGAUUACAGCUGUGAGUCUUUCUGGAUAAGUCUCAAAGCUUUGCACACCUGGAUUGUACAAUAUUUUCACAUUAUUCUUUAAAAUGUUGAGCACUGUCUUUAAUUGUAUGUGUGGGGUACAAGUAGAGAUUAGGUAUUCAUUAAAAAAUCAUGUUAAACACUUAUUGCGCAUGGUCCAUGCAACUUAUUAUGUGACUUAAGCGCAUGUUUACUCAUUAACUUAUUUAGGCUUUCCAUAACAAAGGGGUUGAAUGCUAACUGACUCGAAGACAUUUCAGCUUUUCACAUUUAGUUCAUUUGUAAAAACUCUAACAUAUUUCAAAUUUGACAUUAUGGGGUAUUAUGUGUAGGCCAGUGACACAAUCUUAAUUAAAUUUAGGCUUUAACAAUAAAAGUGGAAAAAGUAAAGGGGUGUGAAUACUUUCUGAAGGCACUGCAUGUGAGAAAUUUGAUAACUGGUAUAUAUUCAUAAAAUACUUUUAGAAUAUUGCAAAUAUAUUUUCAUAUUAAAAUAUUGCUUUUUGAUAAUUAGUUCAUUUUGUGUGUGUAUAUGGAUUAAAAGCAUUUUCUGAUCUUCA
Molecule: messenger RNA, 5176 nt
Organism: Salvelinus fontinalis (brook trout)
Lineage: Eukaryota; Metazoa; Chordata; Actinopteri; Salmoniformes; Salmonidae
Product: E3 ubiquitin-protein ligase RNF128-like
Exons: 7
Coding region: 184-1404 (406 amino acids)
Cellular component (GO): cytoplasm; nucleoplasm
Source: RefSeq, a predicted model, not a curated record